AUGGACCUCGGUAUCGGUACCUGUCCUCUUCCACAACCCUUUGCCGAGAUGAAGUCGCUCACUACGUCGGCGGCUCUGUUGCUGCCAGCGGCUCAGGUCGUCAUGAGCGCCUUUGCCGACGAUUGCGCCAAUAUCGCAAAGUCGUUCACUCACGAAAACACGACAGUUUGGUUCACCAACGUCGAGCCUGCUGGCGCGAACAUCAGCUUCCCCGAACGUCAUCCAACCUGCUCCGGAACUAGUCAGGUUGUGGACGUGGAACUUUGCCGCAUUUCCAUGCUGGUCACCACUGGCCCGGCCAGUAACAUCAGCCUGGAGGCUUGGCUUCCAUCCAACUGGACUGGUCGUUUCCUGAGCACCGGCAACGGAGGAACCGGAGGCUGCAUCCAGUACGAUGACAUGGCCUAUGCCACAUCUCGAGGUUUCGCUGCUGUCGGUGCGAACAAUGGUCACAACGGAACCAUUGGCCAGCCGUUCUUCAACAACCCCGGCGUCAUUGAAGACUUCGCUUACCGCUCGCUGCACACCGGUGUAGUGGUCGGAAAAGAUGUCACCAAGGCCUUCUACGGAAAGGAGCACACCAAAUCUUACUACCUUGGUUGCUCUACCGGCGGCAGACAGGGCUUCAAGGAGGCCCAGGAUUUCCCUGAAGACUUUGAUGGCAUUGUAGCUGGUGCACCCGCCUUUUCUUUCAACAACCUCACCUCCUGGAGUGGUCACUUUUUCACCGCCACCGGCCCUGUCGGUGCCCCGACCUUCUUGUCAAAGGACCUUUGGGCAGUUGUCUUGAAGGAUGUUCUCACUCAGUGCGACGGACUCGAUGGCCAUGUUGAUGGAAUUAUUGAAGACCCUGAUCUGUGCCAAUAUCGCCCCGAGUCUCUCAUCUGCCCUACUGGACAGGUAGACAACUGUUUGACCGGCACACAAGCUGAAACCGUCCGCAAGGUCUUCUCCGAUGUUUACGGCGUGGACGGCUCUCUUGUUUACCCCCGCCUUCAACCCGGUGCUGAUUCGACUGGUCCUCUUCUCAGUGGCAACGCUUUCCCCUACACAACCGACUGGUUCCGCUACGUCGUCUACAAUGACCCCAACUGGGACCCUGCCACCUUGACAGUCAAGGAUAUGGCCUACUCCUCUCAACUGAACCCUUUCAACAUUGAGACCUGGAAGGGUGAUUUGUCGGGAGUCAGAGAUCGUGGCACCAAGAUUCUGCACUACCACGGCCUUCAGGAUCCCAUUAUUAGCAGCGACAACUCGGCUCGUUACUACAACCAUGUCUCGCGCACCAUGGGUCUGACCUCCGCUCAGCUGGAUGAGUUCUACCGCUACUUCCGCAUCUCCGGCAUGAACCACUGUCAAGGCGGCCCAGGCGCCAGCUUCAUUGGCAACAGACGCAUUGCUGAUGCCGGAUACGAGCCUGAUCGUAAUGUUCUUUCUGCGAUUGUUCACUGGGUCGAAGAUGGCGUCGCACCUGACAGCAUCUUGGGAACUGCUUACGUCAACGGAACUAAGGACGCUGGAGUUGCUUUUACCAGGAAGCACUGCAAGUAUCCUACUCGCAACGUUUACAAGGGAACUGGAGACCCCAAUGUUCCUGAGAGUUGGAACUGUGUAUAA
Molecule: messenger RNA, 1617 nt
Organism: Colletotrichum truncatum
Lineage: Eukaryota; Fungi; Ascomycota; Sordariomycetes; Glomerellales; Glomerellaceae
Product: feruloyl esterase b
Source: RefSeq, a predicted model, not a curated record